AUGCCGCCCACGACAUUGCGAUCGAGGAGAGGCGUGAGCAACGUGGGGCGACGACCAACUUCCACCACAUCAGACGAGGAAGAGCUCCCUGAAGGCAACCUGGACGACGAAAACACCGCCGAGUCUGGAGCCGCCGAUCAUGAAGGCGACGAGGAUGAACUUCCAGAACACGACGAUCUCGACGAAGAAGAAAUAGACGACGAAGACGAAGACGACGACGACGACGACGACGAACAAGAAGAACAAGACCAACAACAACAAGAAGAAGAGGACGAACCCUUCCCUCCCCCCGGCCUCAAAGAAAUCUCCUCCCUCGCAUCAUGGACCGUCAGCACCGCCAAGCCAGGCAACGGCGUCCUCGCCCUCCGCUCCGCAGACGUGGCACAAUUCUGGCAAUCCGACGGCCCACAACCCCAUCUCCUCAGCAUCCACUUUUUCAAACUCGUCUCCAUUGUCCGCAUGAGAAUCUACCUCGACUACCUCAGCGACGAAUCCUACACGCCGACCAAAAUCCAAUUCCUGGCGGGAAUGGGCGUGCACGAUCUCCUUGAAUUUGCCGAAAUGAGUUUUGAGCAACCGACGGGUUGGAUCGAUGUGGAUUUCACGAAAGUGGGACCACCCCGGGGGCAUCAUCAUCAAGCAUUUACUACUGUUCAUGGUGAUGGCGGUUCUGAAGAUGAUGAUGAUGAAGACGAUGAAUUAUCUCCCCCCGUCCUACGAGCCUUCCUCGUGCAAGUCCGCAUUCUGGAAAAUCACCAAAAUGGAAAAGAUACCCAUCUCCGUGCGGUGCAACUUUUUGCGAGAGACGAUGCUUCUCAGCCAGCAGCAGCAGCAGCAAAGCCCGCCGUGCAUCAUGUCAAAUCUCCUGCUGCUGCAACUGCAACUGUAACUGAUGCAAUGAUGCAGCAGCCGCGUAAGAAAAAGUCUCGCGCUCCACCGAAGAACUGGAUCGGGAUGAUGGAUCCUGAUAUUCGAUGA
This is a messenger RNA of Sphaerulina musiva SO2202, 978 nucleotides long. RefSeq names its product galactose-binding like protein. The transcript is spliced from 2 exons. NCBI's taxonomy places the organism in Eukaryota, Fungi, Ascomycota, Dothideomycetes, Mycosphaerellales, Mycosphaerellaceae. Gene Ontology annotation, biological process: anaphase-promoting complex-dependent catabolic process; protein K11-linked ubiquitination. Gene Ontology annotation, cellular component: anaphase-promoting complex. The record is from RefSeq and is a predicted model, not a curated record. The coding region runs from base 1 to 978 and encodes 325 amino acids.